AGAGAGAGAACACGUAAACGAAUGUGAUCCGUGUAUGUAAAGUUGCAAAUGGAAGGGUACAGGGGAGAACACGAUUUCCUUCACUUCCCAACCAUUUAACGACGUCGUUUUCCGAUUCUUCUCAAACACGUUCCAACCAUUUCUGUUCUCAUUCUUUGGUCUUCUUCUCAGUCGAUUCUCUCUUAUUUCUCUCUCUAAAAUGUCGAACGAAGCUUCAUCCUCUGUAUUGAACCUAGAAGGCCUCGAAGAUGUGGAAGAAUUCGUCCGGGCAAAUGAAGGAGAAUCAUCCAUGUCUUGGGAAAGAUUCAGUCAGGUUUUUGAUCUGGUGCAGGAUGGGAACAAGGCAUUCAGAGACAAUCAUUUCGAUGAGGCAAUCAAUUUUUACACAAGAGCCCAUAACUGUAAACCAGGUGAUUCUGUUAUUCUCAGCAAUCGCUGUGCUGCUUAUCUCAGGAUUAGCCAUUUUCUGAAACACAGACCUCCAUCAGCUUCUGAAUAUGGACCUUUGAAUGGGCUGGAUCCUACAACAUAUGCUGCACUUGCGUUAAAGGAUGCAGAGAAGUUGUUGACCUUUCGAAGUAAUUCAAUAAAGUCAUAUGUUUUGAAGGCCAAUGCACUCAUUCUGCUAGAAAAAUAUGAGCUGGCCAAGGAUGUUAUCCUUUCAGGCCUUCAAAUUGAUACUUCAAGCAAUCUUCUUCGGGCUUUUCUUAAAAAAUUGGAGAAAUCAAUGGUCAGUAUAACCAGAAAAGGAAGCCAUGGUCGACCAGAGCGCGAUGAUGACUUUGAUUGCACUCUUUGCUUGAAGCUACUAUAUGAACCUAUUACAACUCCUUGUGGCCAUUCUUUUUGCCGUUCAUGCCUAUUUCAAUCAAUGGACCGGGGUAAUAGAUGUCCGCUGUGCCGAACUGUUCUAUUUAUUAGUCCUAGAACAUGUGCAGUCAGUGUGACACUGAACAACAUAAUACAGAAGAUUUUUCCUGAAGAAUACGCUGAAAGGAAGUCGGAGCAUGACAGUUCGAUGAACUUUGGUGUUGAUUGGAUGCCUCUUUUUGUCAUGGAUGUUGUCCUCCCAUGUCAGAAGCUUCAACUCAACAUAUUUGAACCCCGGUACAGACUCAUGGUCAGAAGGAUAAUGGAAGGAAAUCGUCGAAUGGGAAUGGUUAUCAUUGAUUCUACAACAGGUUCCAUAGCUGAUUUUGCUUGUGAAGUGGAGAUUACUGAGUGUGAGCCAUUACCUGAUGGACGUUUCUUUCUUGAGGUUGAAGGUCGUAGGAGAUUUCACAUCCUUCGAACUAGGGAUCAAGAUGGGUAUCGGGUUGCUGAGGUUGAAUGGUUACAUGAUAUAUAUCCUCCGGAAGGGACAACAGAGAGAGCAGAUUUACAGGAAAUGACGAAUAACGUGGCACAACAUGCUCUGUCAUGGAUGAGGAGUGCACAAGAUGCAGCACAACAAGAUCGAAGAAGACUUUUGGAACUCUGUAAUGCGGAAGUGAUGAUGCCCACAACACAGGAUCCUGAGCGCUUCAGUUUUUGGCUUGGUACUUUAACAAAUCGGAGGCCAAUAGAAAGAUUGGAUCUCCUUCGAAUUAGAGACACAAAAGAGCGGUUAAGGCUUGGACUCAUUUACAUGAAAACGGAAGAACGAGGUUGUCAACUGCAGUAAAAACAAAAUGUAACAGGUUUUUGUACUUCACUAUUUGAUUACACAUUAUGGGUUAUAUUCUUACAGGCUGUUCAGUAUUAUUUGAUCCACUCUAUAAGAGAGGUAGGAGAUCCCAUUUACUGUAACAUGGGAUUGAAUGCAAAUUGAAUACAGAUGUAACAAAUGCAUUAGUAUUUUCUUA
Molecule: messenger RNA, 1844 nt
Organism: Cornus florida
Lineage: Eukaryota; Viridiplantae; Streptophyta; Magnoliopsida; Cornales; Cornaceae
Exons: 18
Coding region: 200-1663 (487 amino acids)
Molecular function (GO): protein binding
Source: RefSeq, a predicted model, not a curated record